This is a messenger RNA of Penaeus chinensis, 2178 nucleotides long. RefSeq lists its product as uncharacterized. NCBI's taxonomy places the organism in Eukaryota, Metazoa, Arthropoda, Malacostraca, Decapoda, Penaeidae. The transcript is spliced from 4 exons. The record is from RefSeq and is a predicted model, not a curated record. Bases 1 to 1527 code for a protein of 508 amino acids.
AUGAAUCCAGGCGAGCGUCAAUGUCGCUGUUACACCGCCUUGGUGCUGAUCGGCGCCGCGCUGGUCCUGGCGGCGGUGGCGCCGGACAGCCACCAGAGGAACGACGUGCGAUCGUUGAAGGAACUGCACCUGAAGGACAGGCCUUUGGCGACCCACUACCACCGAGUGGAUCCUAACUCCUUCUCCUACAGGAGCGAGAGAUCCGUCGGUCCUGCUAUUCCCAACGCCGAGGAAAAGCAGCAACAAGCAACGCCACCCGCAGCUUAUUCCUCAGAGGCGGAGAAGAAGGCGGCUUCGGCCAAAGACGUCGGCCUGUCCGAGGCUCCGUUAGCGGACGCCGCGCACUCGGGGGUCAAGGCAGCGAACGAGAGCGUGAUUAGUACUGCGGGAUCCGAGAGCGAGACUGAGCGCAAAGGGAGGCUCAUGGAGAAGCUCAAGGCAUGGUACAAGGGGAAGGAGUCGGAGAAGGAAGACCCCCGCGGCAUCAUCAUCAACAGCCAUCUCUCGACUGGCCACUUGGACCCUCACGGACACCAUCACCACAUUCCCGUCUACCACCAGCCUCCCUUCGUGCAGCCCAUCAUCAUCGGAACUGGCGGGGGCAGCAAGGACGAGGACCCUGUCGUCAUCACCAAACCUGUUACACACUACAUCACGGUUACUCAGCCUGUCGCUAUCACUGUCACGGAGACACAAAAACCGUCACAUGUUCUGACGCACACGACCGUAUCGACGUACAUGACCCCUUCCCACGUUUACAUCCAGGAGCCCAAAACGCUGGGGCCAGUCACCGUCACCUUGGGGUCGCACGAAGCGAACUGGGGUUGGAAUUCCUAUGGGAUGGGCGAGGCCGGCGGGAGCAUUGGCGGCGACCAUGUGGUGUACUUGGUAAAGCCCGGCCACGGCUCCGGGGUCUCGAGCUCGUCCCAGAUCGUGAUCCAGGAGGCGCCGAGCGCGGGGUCGGGGGACAAGCCGACCACGUCCGAGGUGAUGGUCAUCGAGUCCCCCGGCCACGUGCUGAACAAAGGUAUCCAGACGAUCAAGGACACUUUCAGCGGCAUCUACAACGUGGGGAAGGGAAUCAAAGACAAAUUCGACAGUCAGGUCUCAUCGCUAUUCGACAAAGACGAUCACGAGGUGAUCGUAGUCCACAAGCCUCAUACGGUCACGGUGUCUUCGUCCAAAUCCACGGUAGCUUCGUCCAAACCCUACGGUGACCCACACAGUGAUGCUGCAGUCCAAGCCCCACGUGCACGGCUACGUCAAGGGCGUUUUCGCGGGCCAAGGCCACUUCCACGUCGGCAGAACUAUGACCGUAGCGAGACCUGCAACCUAUACUACAACCAUAACAACGGCCACUGUAAACAUGCCCGGCUGUACACACUGCGGUUAAGGAGAAGAAGAAGCAGAAGAAUACAAGAAAUGAAGAAAAAGAUGGAAGCAAAAGAAGAAGAAAAGAAAAAGGAAGAAGAACAGAAGGAAAGUGAAAAAAAAAGAUUAAAAGAAGGAAAAACAAACAAAGAUUAAAAGAAAAGGGGAAAUUAUAAUAAGGAAAAUGAAACCGGAAGAAAAGGAGAAGAGAGGUCCAUGACGGGAAUUUAAACCUCACAUUUAAACCUCUUUUUGCCGUAAAGUAGAAUGGCAAUUGCUUUUUUUUUCUUCAUAUAUAUAUAUAUAAAUGCCAUAGCUCAAAGACAAGUGAAAGUCAAUUCUAAUCUUAAUUUAUUGGAAUUGGAUUAAUAUGUGAUUGUUUAGAAGUAUUAUAAGUCUUGACACACUGAAUACUCUGGUGGCAGAUAGAUAGAUAUUUUUAAAAAUCACUAUACAGAAAAUAAGUUUAUUGAAGGGUAAUCCAGUAGGACUGAUGUUUCAAUAUUGCCAUUGUUACGGUCAAAGUUAUUUUUUUCAUUGUUAAGUAAUUUUCUGUUUUGUUUCUCUGAGGUGUUUUCGUAGACAGUAUUUAUGAAGUAUUUAUGUAAGUUGUUUUUUCUCCUUCAUAAGCUAUGUGUUUUUUUUUUCUGUUUUUAGAUCGUUUAACACAAUAUUUAUGUUAAUUGUUACUUGUCUUUUCCGUUGCUUUUUUGUGGGUUGUUAUACAAAAUAUUUAUGAGAUUCAUGUUGCUGUUAUUUAUGGAAUAGAUUUAAUAAUAAUAAUAAAAAAACAAAUGUUUAACUUCC